Messenger RNA from Haemonchus placei, 852 nucleotides. The record is from the annotation of a GenBank genome assembly. NCBI's taxonomy places the organism in Eukaryota, Metazoa, Nematoda, Chromadorea, Rhabditida, Trichostrongylidae.
AUGUUAGAAUCCUCGACGUCUGUCUUCUAUGAGAUCCGUUUUCAUAACCUUGUUAGCGAAUCGGGAGUCACCAAUCUCAUUUAUAAAAGAGCAUGGCAAGUGCUUCAGUGUCGUAACUAUUCUGAAGCCAGUUCUAUCUUAAACUCAUUCCGAAGAAAGUAUCCUGGAUAUGCAGCGGUAGAGUUGAGGCUGAUAGGAAUGUUGAGGAGGCGAGCCGAUACGGAGAGAAGUCCUGACUAUUCCGGAGUGAUCAGUAAGUUCGAGAAGCUAAUUCACUCAUCUGACACGCCUCGCCAUCUCAGCAGCUAUUAUUCCGUUAAAUUGGCUAGGUUUCACUUGAAGACUCGGAAUGAUCGACGAUUAGCCGAGAAAAUUAUACGAAGAGCUCUAGAAAGAGAUCGAGACAAUAUCCAGCUUCUACUCCAACUUAUUGAUCUCGCGUUCACAAAUCCUGAGUUCUCGCAGACUGCAGUGAUCGAAGCAUUUGAUUUUGCUAUUAAAUCAAACAUUUCCGACGCUGACAAACUGCAGUUCAGUCAGAGGAAAUUGGAUUUUCUCGAGGAUCUCUCUUACGAUAUUGAUGUUUUGCAAGAGCACCAGGACGCACAUGUAGCUUUAUUAGCUGAGGUAGAGAAUCCGCCAACAACAACACGAAAGCGAAGGUAUAAUGGCAAAGAUGAUUCGAGAUACUACAAUGAUAGAGAUCGCGAUGUGCCUUCGCGAAGAAGCCGCUAUUCGGAUCAUCGGGAUUCGUAUCGUGACAGUCAUCGCAGCAUGCGGGACGCCGGAUACUAUGUUUCAUCGAGUGCCUAUCCAAUGCAGCAAAUAUACUACACCAAUCAAGGUUACUAG